CUUUAUUUUGAUAUUCACACCGCCGAUGCCAGUGCUGAGUCGUUUUCUAAAAACAUGGGACAUUUUCCGACAUAUCAGGCAAAACGUGGGCCUCUAGAUGGAAACUUUUUCUUCCUUCUUUUUUCUGUUGUUUCCUUUUGUUCUUGGAGAUAAAUGAGCCAUUUAAUGUCCUGAAACAUCAUGCUAGAUGGCUGGCUGGCCAGUUUUUAAUGGUGGACGAUCGCUUUUCCAUAAGGAGAAGAGCGGUUGAAGAGAGAAAUGGUGCUUUGGCGCCAUUCUAGCAUGUAAGAUUCUGGCAUUCCAGUGUUAAAUUCAUUGCCCUCUUUCUUGUCUACCCGCCGGUCAGUUUCUGAUCUGUUUCUUUCCGGAAACUCCCCCCUUUCUUUCUUCGUUUAGCCAUGAGAUUGUCGAUUGGCUUUAUGGGGUUAAGCAUUCAUAUUCUGUAAAGGGUUCUCUGAAUUUCCUUCAAGUCCUCGAGUUGGUAGUGUUGCAGCGAUAGCAGUGGAUUGAGCUCCCAAUGCUGAACAAGUCUUCCCAUAAAAAAACUUGUCACUUGGACGUCCUUAACAAUGGUCAUAUUACUCUGGUCUUCAUGGUGGAUUGACUUCAGAAGGUAGACAAGAGGUGUACAUGAACAGGUACGUCUAUGCUUCCUGCGACUCUUGAGUUAUGCCCCGUCCAAGUAAUAGCGUCAGUCUUGAGGUUAUCGUGUCUCAAGUGACGAGGAGGUUUUUUCAGAAAAUUAAAGGAAAGCAGUGUUUCUGAGUAAAAGUAGCUUUUUGGGGUUGAAAGAAGAUCUCUACUGGGUUGGGAAGUCUCGUGGAUUUCCAUGAAAAGCAUGUAAUCUGGAAAGUAUUCGGAUAGUAAUAAUUGCAGGAAAAAAUGCCAACAGUGUGGUUUGCUCUGAAAAAAUCCCUCCAUUGCAAAUCUGAGCCCGCCGAUGUUUAUGAUCCAAGGACGAAGCGGCAGCUGAGCUCAAUUCAGACCAAGAAGUCUGGUAGGUCUGGUUGUUCAAGAUCCAUUGCCAAUCUCAAAGAUGUCAUUCAUGGUAGCAAACGACACCUGGAUAAGCCCCCAAGCUGCAGUCCUAGGUCCAUAGGAAGCAGCGAGUUUCUCAAUCCAAUAGCACAUGAGGUCAUUCUGAGCAACUCAAGGUGUGAGCUGAAGAUUACAGGCUUCAAUGGUGCUCAUGAUGAUGGCUCCACCUUUGUGGGCACCCUUAGGCCUGGUACCCCUGGUCCUGGGGGACAGAGUGGCCUUCAUUACGGCCCUUCUUUUGGUGGAAGCUUUGCUGCAACGCCUCCAAGAAAGUCCCCUGGCUUCCAUAUCCCGCACAGAGAUCAGUCCAAGCACGGUGGUUCUGCUCUAUCUGCUGCUAUCUUUAGCGGGACCGGUCUUCCGGUGUCCAGCCGAAGGUUCUCACGCAGUUCUGAAGCUCAAGGAUGUGCAAAUGUGACUUGCCACAAAUGCGGAGAACAGUUUGGAAAGUGGGAGGCUCUUGAAUCGCAUCAUCUCGCCAAACAUGCAGUUACUGAGCUGGUUGAAGGUGAUUCAUCUAGAAAGAUUGUGGAGAUUAUCUGCAGGACAAGCUGGUUGAAGUCUGAGAGCCACUGUGGUAGAAUAGAAAGGGUCUUAAAAGUUCAUAACAUGCAAAAGACACUUGCUCGAUUCGAAGAAUACAGAGAAAUGGUGAAGAUAAAAGCCAGCAAGUUGCCCAAGAAACAUCCACGUUGCCUUGCUGAUGGCAAUGAAUUGUUGAGAUUUUAUGGCACCACUGUCACAUGCUCGUUAGGCAUGAACGCCUCGUCCAACCUCUGCAUAUCUGAAAAAUGUAGUGUAUGCCGGAUUAUCAGACAUGGGUUUUCUACAAAGAAGGAAAUGAAGGGAGGAAUUGGAGUCUUCACCACUUCUACUAGUGGAAGAGCUUAUGAAUCCAUUGAAGUGUACGAUGACAACCCCUCAGUGAGGAAGGCUUUGGUUGUCUGCAGAGUUAUCGCAGGUCGAGUUCACAAGCCAUUAGACAAUAUUCAAGAAAUGAGUGGCCAGUCCGGCUUCGACUCCUUGGCUGGAAAAGUGGGUCUCUAUUCUAACAUCGAGGAGCUCUACUUGCUCAAUCCUAGAGCUCUACUACCAUGCUUUGUGGUAAUCUGUAAAUCAUGAACAGAUCCCGUCCUUGGCCACAUCGUAACUAUUCUAGACAUUGUGGUACAUAAUUUUGAUGGAUCUCACAGCAGUCAAAGGUCAUGCUUUCAGCUCAGAUAUGCUUGUAUUCCUUUCAACCUUAAGAUCAGGCAAAGAGAUCCACUUUAUUUUGUUAUCAUUUGGUUUCUGUACAUUCCACUGCAACUGUUAUUGUACUAUUGAAUCGAUGGGAGUGACGUACUUAUGGAUUGAGUUGGUCCAUAUUGAUGAAACAUGCAGGAUUUCCAAGCUGCGAUCCAUGUUAUUGGUUU
Molecule: messenger RNA, 2453 nt
Organism: Nymphaea colorata (pocket water lily)
Lineage: Eukaryota; Viridiplantae; Streptophyta; Magnoliopsida; Nymphaeales; Nymphaeaceae
Exons: 2
Coding region: 883-2160 (425 amino acids)
Source: RefSeq, a predicted model, not a curated record